CCAGAGGGAUGACCUCUUCUGUCUCCACAGGGCUGGCAUUGAGGAAGAGUACCCUGCUGCCGGUGGAUCGAAUACUCCCGCCCGAAUGCACAGCCCGGAUCAGCCUGCUCAGACUCAAAGCUUCUCAGUGGGGCAAAUCACUUUGUCUAGUUUACUGGAGAGAGAGGAGGAAGCUGACUUAAUGGGUCCCGUCUGACACACUAUAGCACCAUCACCAGACACUGUAGUGACUACAGGAUUUGCCUGAGUCACCCUGAGAAGAGCAGCAGAUCCAAUGUCCUUGUAAUGACGUGGCUCAGGUUUGACCUCGGAGAUGCCGAAGAGACGAGACAUUCUGGCCAUCGUGUUGAUCGUGUUGCCUUGGACGCUACUCAUCACUGUUUGGCAUCAGGGUGCCAUCAACCCCUUGCUAGCUGCUCGAAAGGAUGACAGACAUGAGAGUCGACGAGACUCCCGGAACACCUUCACCCUCAAGAAGCCCUGCUCCUCUGAGAACAACAAGGACAUUGUGGAGGUGGUACACACCGAAUACGUCUACAGCCGCCCGCCGCCCUGGUCUGAUGUCCUCCCCACCCUCCACGUCGUCACCCCAACCUACAGCCGGCCGGUCCAGAAGGCAGAGCUGACACGUCUGGCUAACACCUUCCUCCACGUGCCUAACCUGCACUGGAUCCUGGUGGAGGACUCUCCGAGACGAACCCCGCUGGUCACCAGGCUUCUCCGGGAAACAAGCCUGAACUACACUCACCUCAACGUGGAGACACCCAGGAACUAUAAGCUGCGUGGGGACACGAGGGACCCCAGGAUACCCCGGGGAACCAUGCAGAGGAACCUGGCCCUGCGCUGGCUCCGAGAGACGUUCAGCUCCAAUAAUAGACACAGCCAGCCAGGUAUCGUCUACUUUGCAGAUGAUGACAACACCUACAGUCUGGAGCUGUUUGAGGAGAUGCGUUCAACGAGGAAGGUGUCGGUGUGGCCUGUAGCCUUUGUGGGCGGCCUGCGCUACGAGUCCCCUAAGGUCAACCUCCUGGGCAAGGUGUAUGGAUGGAAGACUGUGUUUGACCCGCACCGACCCUUUGCCAUAGACAUGGCUGGGUUUGCGGUGAACCUCCGCCUCAUUCUCUUUAAACCUCAGGCCUACUUCAAGCUGCGGGGAGUCAAGGGAGGAUACCAGGAGAGCAGCUUACUGCGGGAGCUGGUCACCCUCAAUGACCUGGAGCCCAAGGCUGCUAAUUGCACUAAGGUACUUGUAUGGCACACUAGGACAGAGAAGCCUGUUCUGGUGAAUGAGGGAAAGAAAGGAUUUACCGACUCCAACGUGGAGAUAUGAAACUUCUUCCAACACAGGUAAUAAGAAAGCUUUACAUUAACUGGGAUUAUGUACCUUUCCCAAAGUUCCCAGGUUUUUCAAACGGAAUUUUGCAACCUUAUGUCUGAGGGCCAACCUGUCUAUCUGAGCCUCUGUGAGCUUAUUAUUAUAUUAAAACAUUUAAUAUUAUUCUAUUAUUCAUAGAGUAAAGCUUUGCCGAAUCUGUCUGAAUUUGUAUAACAGGGAUGUUAUGAUUUCAUAAAAUAAAAACUUCACAAGUGAUCCAUACUAAAAAGCUAUUUUUAUGGUUUAAUGUCUAUGAACCCCUCUUCAAAACCAGUUGCCUAAACAAUUCUCUGUGUUUGGUAUUAAUGAGAAUGUAACUCUGAAAUUAUUUCUUAAUUAUGUAUUUUCUUUAUCUCCUAAGCCCAUAUACUUUACACCAUUGAGUUAUUAAUAAAUAUGACUGUCAUUCCAAACGGACUGACAAAAGACAAGGCAGGCAGGAUUGGAGUUUAACAUGUAUUUACAGUAAUAGUACUGUAAAGGGAGUCAGACAGCCACCUUGUCUAUUACAAGCAGCACAUAGCCACGUAUCAAGACAGGUGUAUAAUAUCAAAGCAUAGCUUCAAAGAUGGUGACACUGUAUCUAGCUAAGCGUUUUACUGAUGCAUCGAUGGAAGCUGUACACGAGGAGCUAGCCAGUCGCCAGAGUGCAGCUUAAGACAAAAGACUGUCGGUGGUUCAGACUACUGUCGGUGGUUCCUUACAAUGGCCAAUAAGAAGCAUUGUCAACCCAGCCGACACGAACCAACUGUCCAAUCAACAUCCUUAAAACUAGGUACUGGACCAAACCGGACCAAUCAGGGGACCUGAAUGGCCCUUGUUUGCUGGUGAUUGGGCUCCCUUUGUCGUAGAGCGGACUCUUGGGGUGUGGAGCAGACCUGGAUAAAGGGGUCCUUGUCUGACUCGAGUCAGCAUUGACUGAAAGAAUGAUCUGGAGAGGACAUGAACCCUUCCCACGUUCCACUGUAAAACACUGAACAGACACAGACAGCUACACUCCCUCAAAUCACUAAUUAUGACACGUCUCAUACACAGACACAGAUAGGCGUGCACAGUGUACAGACAUACAAAUGCGUUUGCACAGACACACACAUACAUACAUGCGGGUGAGCAUGCGUGACGCACAUGCACACAGACUUUUGGUUGUUUGUUUUUUGUCCAUUUGCACAUGUUUACUGAUCACAUAACACUACUGAUUGUAUCAGCACUUUAAGAUCAGGCUCUGCUGCCUGUGUUCAUUUUGGUGUGAAAUGCUGUUUCACCUACAACAGAAAAUAGGUGAGGACGUUUGCCAGUGAAAACGUUUUAUUUAAAAAAUAAAAAAUAAAUGUUAUAAUGCUAGUCAAUGCAAUAUUAUUAUUUCACAACACAUACUACAGGAUACAUGCCAGUAAUAGUCUUCCCUUGAUACAGUAUGUCAUUUUCUGACCAGUCUUGACCCCAAACACCACUUAUUGACCUUUGAUUUGAUAUUCAAAGGUAAACAGAAGGAAUACUUCUGCAUUGUAAACUGCCACUGUAAUAUUUAUAUGUAAAUACGAUCAUAAAAAUGUACUUAGUAUGUCAGCAUCUCUUUGCUUUCCUUGUUUGACGUGGUUUAUUAUUAUUGUUGAUAUUGUAAUUUCUGUUCAAAAUCAUAGCAUUGGUUUAAAUUUGUAUUAAUUAGUCCUAUACAGUCCUGGUCUCAGGGAAGAUACAUUAUUGAAGUGCCAGGCAUAUACAGCACACUAACUCAUAUUUGCCAAUUUGAUGCAUGAUGAAUACUAAAAUAAAACUGCUGA
This is a messenger RNA of Oncorhynchus gorbuscha (pink salmon), 3156 nucleotides long. RefSeq names its product galactosylgalactosylxylosylprotein 3-beta-glucuronosyltransferase 1-like. Gene Ontology annotation, cellular component: Golgi membrane. Gene Ontology annotation, biological process: carbohydrate metabolic process; chondroitin sulfate proteoglycan biosynthetic process. Bases 314 to 1330 code for a protein of 338 amino acids. Gene Ontology annotation, molecular function: galactosylgalactosylxylosylprotein 3-beta-glucuronosyltransferase activity. The transcript has 6 exons. NCBI's taxonomy places the organism in Eukaryota, Metazoa, Chordata, Actinopteri, Salmoniformes, Salmonidae. The record is from RefSeq and is a predicted model, not a curated record.